Messenger RNA from Peromyscus leucopus (white-footed mouse), 354 nucleotides. RefSeq lists its product as uncharacterized. The transcript has a single exon. Gene Ontology annotation, molecular function: RNA binding. Bases 1 to 354 code for a protein of 117 amino acids. The record is from RefSeq and is a predicted model, not a curated record. Lineage: Eukaryota; Metazoa; Chordata; Mammalia; Rodentia; Cricetidae. Gene Ontology annotation, biological process: dendrite extension. Gene Ontology annotation, cellular component: nucleolus.
AUGGCUAAAAGCUUACGGAGUAGGUGGAAACGGAAGAUGCAGGCAGAGAAGAGGAAGAAGAACGCCCCAAGGGAGCUCAACAGACUUGAAAGUAUUCUCAGAGUUGACGGUGAUGCUCUGAUGAGAGACGUCGAAGACAUAGCAACUGUGGUGGUCCCCAAACAGUACCAGGAGAAAACGCAGUGUGCGGUGGACGAUGAAAAGGAGACUGAACUGAAGAGAAACAAGAAGACCCUUCUAGACCAGCAUGGACAGUACCCAGUGUGGAUGAACCAGAGGCAGAGGAAAAGACUGAAGGCGAAGAGAGAGAGAAAAACGGGGGGAAAAGCAGAGCCAAAGCAGCGAAGGGCCUAG